AUGGCGCCGAAGAAGACGCUGAAGGACAAGUCGGGCUUCUUCGGUGUGAGGCAGAAGCCCUCCGGUAACUGGGGAGUGGAGCUCUCCGAUGUCGAGAGGCGUUGGUGGAUCGGCACGUACCCCUCCGCCCACGAGGCCGCGCGUGCCUACGACCUGGCGGUGUGGCGUGCCGAGAGGCCUCGGGAGCACCUCAACUUCCCAGAGAUCGAGAGUCGGGUGGAAGCAGAGAUGCUUGUGCCGCAGGGCAUCAAUAUGAAGGAGAUCACGACGAAGAAGAAGACAACGAAGAAACCGUCGGUUGUCGUCAAUGCCGACGAGACCGACGAGGAGGCGAUGGCGAGGUUUGCUCGGGAGCAUCCGGAGUACGUUCAGGCCGAGCUGGAGCACUACUGGAAGCGUGAGGCGGAGCAGAAGAAGAAGGAGGACGAGCCCGGUCCCUCGACGGUGAUCCCCAUCGAGUCCUCUUCCGAGGAGGACUGGACAGACUUCUCAGAGGAGGAGGAGGAGGAGGAGGAGGGGUGCGACGACCCAGAGAAGGAGGAGUUCUGGGAGCAGUUCCGCAGCUCCGACGAUGAGGAGUAGUUUAUCUAGUAGUUUGAAGUAGUAGUUGAAGUUCAUGUAUGAAACUAUGUUGAAUUUGAUGUUUGAACUAUGUUGAAUGGACUAGUAGUUUGUCGUUUUAAGAAA
This is a messenger RNA of Hordeum vulgare subsp. vulgare (domesticated barley), 687 nucleotides long. RefSeq names its product ethylene-responsive transcription factor RAP2-12-like. The coding region runs from base 1 to 582 and encodes 193 amino acids. Lineage: Eukaryota; Viridiplantae; Streptophyta; Magnoliopsida; Poales; Poaceae. Gene Ontology annotation, molecular function: DNA-binding transcription factor activity; DNA binding. The record is from RefSeq and is a predicted model, not a curated record. Gene Ontology annotation, biological process: regulation of DNA-templated transcription. The transcript has a single exon.